UCGGCCCUCCACGUGAUGAUUUCCACUUUAAUAUUUUUAUUUUCAAAAAUUCAGCACGUUCAAAAUGAUAAUCCCAAGUGUAUAUCUGAAAGGAGGGACUCUAGUGGAUCCAAAGGAUGGGGAAAAAAUUGAAGAUGUAACAGGCUGCCUCGAUACAAUUUCUUUGUGCCCAGAGUUUACCAUCGUUUAUCUUGAUAAAGUCCAGGAGACAAAAGAAUUUGGAAAGAAAGUUAUGCAUAGGACCUCUUGUUGCGUAGAAAUUGAACUGAAUUCUGAAGACGAGGUCUUAGAUAUACUGGAUUCUGGUGCUAACAGUGUCAUCCUUAACAAAGAUCACCAACUGCAUAGCCUGGGAGAAUUUUUACCCAGAGAAAGGAUUGUCUGCAAAUUACCUGAUCAAGAGUGCUCUGUAGCUGAGUUGGCCGAAGAAAUCAAUGACCUAAAACACAGAUCUAGCACUUUUCUUUUGUGUCCUAAAAAAGCUUCCCUUGCUGAUGAAUCAUGCCUUGUCGAGUCUAUAAAGGAACUAAAGACCCACCUGUGUGACGAUGUGAAACUCAUACUAUCAAUCGAUGGGGUGAUUUUGUCCUCAACCAUCUCACAGCUUCACUUCCUCGGAGUUCAGGUUCAACUAAGUACAACUUGGUUGCUAAAUGAUCUCAGUCUUGGAGAGAUUAUCGCAUCCUGUCUUAAAAGUGACCGAUCUGAUGGACUCUACCCAACUCUUGUGACAGAUGAGCAUAAUAUUGCAUUAGGAUUGUGUUAUUCAAGUUCUGAGAGUAUUCAAGAAGCAGUGAAAACCAAGAAAGGGGUGUAUUUUUCAAGAAAACGAGGAUUAUGGAGGAAAGGGGAAACAUCUGGAAACCAACAGGAUUUAUUGCAAAUUCAUUUAGACUGUGAUUGUGAUACCCUGAAGUUUGUUGUACGUCAGCUUGGACAAGGAUUCUGCCACCUUAACACAUGGACUUGCUUUGGAGAUAACAAUGGUUUACCUUUACUGAUGAAUACAUUAAAGUCCCGCAAAGAGUCAGCUCCUCCAGGAUCCUACACAAGUCGCUUGUACAAUGACAGUAAACUGCUGCAUGCCAAGAUCCGUGAAGAGGCAGAGGAAUUGUGUGAAUCUGAAACAAAAGAGGAGAUUACUUGGGAAGCAGCUGAUGUUUUGUAUUUCACACUAGUGAAAUGUGCCAAGGCAGGAGUUUCUCUGAGUGAUAUUGAAAAAGUUCUGGAUCAAAGGUCACUCAAGGUUAGACGACGUCCUGGUAAUGCAAAACCUGGCAAAUUGUCUCCCUGUAAUGGCCAUUCUAUAACCAAGACAAAAGUACAUGCUCCUGCCCAAGCUAACUCAUCUACAGUCAGUGCACAAAACUCUGUUUUAAGAAGCUUUGAUUUUGAGCUUCUUAGUGAUAAGGAAUUACAAGAUCUUUGUAAACGUCCUGCAGUGGUUGACAAAGAGAAACUAGAAGCUAUUGUGGGACCGAUUUUGACCAAUGUGCGAACUUAUGGAGACAAGGCUUUGCUGGAAUUAACAGAAAGGUUUGAUAAAGCUAAGCUGAGUAGCCCUGUGAUCAACAUGUCUGCCACAGAUGAACCAGUUCUUGAUAAGGAGGUCAAAGAUGCAAUUGAUUUGGCUUACAACAACAUCUACAAAUUCCAUAAGGCACAACUUGACCUGGAGCCUCUUGUGGUAGAAACAUGCAAGGGUGUGGUGUGCUCUCGACAUGUUCGACCCAUUGAAAGAGUUGGCUUGUAUGUUCCUGGUGGUAGUGCUGUUUUGCCAUCAACUGCUCUUAUGCUGGGUAUUCCAGCCCAGGUAGCAGGGUGCAAAGAGGUUAUUCUGGCCACCCCACCCAAGCAGGAUGGUUCAGUUUCUCUUGAAAUCCUUUACAUUGCAAAGAAAGUUGGCGUCUCCAAAAUAUUACUAGCAGGUGGGGCUCAAGCGGUGGCAGCAAUGGCUUAUGGAACAGAAAGUGUUCCUAAAGUGGACAAACUGUGUGGUCCAGGGAACUCAUUUGUAACUAUGGCCAAAAUGUUGGUGCAAAAUGAUAGCUCAGCUUCUGUCAGUAUUGAUAUGCCUGCAGGACCAUCAGAAGUUAUGGUCAUUGCUGAUGCAAUUGCAGAUCCCUCAUUUGUGGCAGCUGAUCUGUUGUCCCAGGCAGAGCAUGGAACAGACAGUCAAGUGGUGUUGGUAGCUGUUAAUUUGAGUGAUAACCAGCUUGCCAUGAUUCAGAGUCAAGUGGAUGCUCAAGCAAAGAAACUGCCUCGGGAAAAAAUUGUCAGAGAGUCUCUCUCAAAGAGUUUUGUAAUAAAAGUGUCAAAUAUGAGUCAGGCUCUGUGCUUCAGUAACAAAUAUGCUCCAGAACAUCUCAUCAUUAACACAAAGAAUGCUGAAGAUUCUUUAAAAGAUAUACAGAAUGCAGGGUCUGUAUUUCUUGGGCCAUAUUCUUCAGAGAGUUGUGGAGACUAUGCAAGUGGUACAAACCACACCCUUCCAACAUAUGGCUAUGCACGCAUGUACAGUGGUGUAUCAACAGCAUCAUUCCAGAAACACAUCACAGCCCAGCAUGUAACAGAGGAGGGUUUGGCUAACAUUGGACCAGCAGUGGCAACACUUGCCGCUGUGGAGAAACUUGAUGCUCACCGUAAUGCAAUUUUGAUCAGGCAGAAACAGUUAAAUGUCUGAUUGUAGAAAUUUAUAGUGCCAUUUGAGAGUGUCAGUAUGAACUGUUACUUUUAUAAUCUAAAUAAAAUCAAUAAAAUAAGAUAAGUAUUUUCCUA
Molecule: messenger RNA, 2778 nt
Organism: Pocillopora verrucosa
Lineage: Eukaryota; Metazoa; Cnidaria; Anthozoa; Scleractinia; Pocilloporidae
Biological process (GO): L-histidine biosynthetic process
Cellular component (GO): cytoplasm; cytosol
Molecular function (GO): NAD binding; phosphoribosyl-ATP diphosphatase activity; histidinol dehydrogenase activity
Source: RefSeq, a predicted model, not a curated record